Messenger RNA from Phytophthora infestans T30-4, 1269 nucleotides. RefSeq lists its product as uncharacterized. The coding region runs from base 1 to 1269 and encodes 422 amino acids. Gene Ontology annotation, molecular function: O-methyltransferase activity. Lineage: Eukaryota; Oomycota; Peronosporomycetes; Peronosporales; Peronosporaceae. The record is from RefSeq and is a predicted model, not a curated record. The transcript has 9 exons.
AUGAGUGCACAGCCAGGUUUCAAUGAGCCGUGGGGCAACGGCCUCAGGCCCACAAAGAAGCAGAUUGACCGCUGGACGGACGAGAACUCGGCCAAGUGCCUUGAAUACGUCAAACAACACGCAGAGCGCGGCAAUCCAGCCUUCGUCAUUAACUGCAUCGACGAGUUCGCGUCCACGAACCACAUGAUGAACAUUGGACAAGUGCCUGUCUCCUUAAACCCAAGCUACUCACCCAAUAAGAGCUCCUCCUGUGAUCGCUACGCUACAAUCGCCAACCUGGGCGGGUACCAGUACACUUGCGCUUGGACAUCGCGCCAAAAGAUUGUAUACCGAUGCAGUUAUUACCGUGGCAGACAGUGCAACGAUGUAUGCCCCGUGGAUUUUGCCAAUAUGUGGUACUUAUGGUGCACGAUCGCUCUACGGGCAGACAUCAUCGACUGCCUGUGUCAUUUCAAACAGGCAGUUCGUCGUAAAAUCCGCAAGCUUGGUAUUUCAAACAGUGCUGCAACAAUCGCAAUGACCCCGGGGGCGUUUGCAACCCCGCAUCCGAGUCUUACGACCUUUGCUGCCACCGUUGAGGCAUUGGCUAGAGGCCACGUUGCUGUUAUUGCUGCCAUUCGUGAUCGUCGCGCUCGCGGAUGUCCUCGCGAGUCAAUCCAGCUACCGCAACCGGUUGAACUUCCUGUUGAAGAAGAGAUCUCAAGUGGAGGCGAAGAAGAUGUUGAUGACGGUGCAUCCAGUGAAGGUGAAACGGACGGUACCGUCAGCGAUGACGACGACGAGGCUGGAAAUGGCGGCGACGACGAUAUGACAGACCAUACCCAAUUACGACCGAAUAAAAAGCUUACCGGGCAAGUCAAGCGAGCCGUGAUUGACGAGGAGAUGCGCAAGAAAAAGUCAGUCGUGAUGGCAGAACUGGGCGCUUACACUGGCUACAGUACCGUGAGGUCCGCGAGUCUGCAGAGUGAGGUCGUCGGCAAGGAGUCGCAUUACUACUCGUUUAAAAACUCGCCAGUAUUCGCUGCUCGCUUGUACUUCAUCGACCACGAGAAGACGGUCAAUUUGUCCGAUCUGAAGAUGAUUAUCGGCAGUCAAACGUUGGCUCCCAGCUCUGUUAUCGCCGCAGAAAGCGUGGUGAGACUUGGUGCGCCCGACUAUCUCGAGUUUAUUGAGAACAACCCUCAAUUCUCGACUGAGCGUCACACAAUCAGCUGUGGACGUGACGGCCUUUUGCUGCCGGACCUGUCCAUCGCCACAUUCUUGGGAUAA